Messenger RNA from Sciurus carolinensis (gray squirrel), 5823 nucleotides. It is a transcript of the gene Ano5, whose product is annotated as anoctamin 5. The transcript is spliced from 22 exons. Gene Ontology annotation, biological process: chloride transmembrane transport. Gene Ontology annotation, cellular component: plasma membrane. Gene Ontology annotation, molecular function: protein dimerization activity; chloride channel activity. NCBI's taxonomy places the organism in Eukaryota, Metazoa, Chordata, Mammalia, Rodentia, Sciuridae. The record is from RefSeq and is a predicted model, not a curated record. The coding region runs from base 38 to 3199 and encodes 1053 amino acids.
UGGGGCGCCGGCGGGUCCUGAGGUUGGGCUGCAGAGAAUGGGGCGGGGAAAGAGCGACCGAGUGCAAAGGAGGCGUCUGGCGAGCAGGAGCGGAAAGGACCCGAAGAGGCAAGGCAGGCCCAGGGACUGGUACUGGGAGGCGUACUUGGAGAGGGCGCAGAAGCGCUACCGGGAGAGGUCGGUGAAGCGCAGGGUCAAGGGCGAGGAGUCGGAGUCCCCGGACGAAGCCGAGUGGACGUUCCCGCUGGAGAGGAAAGCCAAAUUGCACUCGAUCCCGAGGGCGGAGGAGAAGGGGGACAGCGACGGAGAGACGUCCGGAAUUUUCAAGGUACCCAAACAGCAAUCGCGGCGGCCCAAGAUCCGUUUCAGCCUCGCCCCCAAAUUGUCUCGCCGCUGGUCGCAGUGGUCUGCCACUGGCACCCGCCCCCGGAGCAGUGUGAUCAACGAGCUGGCGAAGAUGGGCGAUCCCGACCUCCUGGAAAUGGUGGAGCAGGAAGGGAAAAGCAGCAAUAGAGAUAUCACCUAUAGUAUCCAAAUGAGUGAAAGCAUGAGCAGCAGAGAAUCCAGUUUUCUCAUCAAGGAAGAACGAAUGCCUGCAAAACGAUUCAAUCUGUUCCUGAGGCGGCGUCUUAUGUUUCAAAAAAGAGAACAAAGCAAAGAUUCUGUCUUCUUCCGUGAUGGAAUUAGGCAAAUUGAUUUUGUGCUUUCCUACGUUGAUGACAUAAAGAAAGAUUCAGACUUAAAAGCGGAAAGAAGAAAAGAGUUUGAACUAAAUCUGAGAAAAACAGGUCUUGAGUUGGAAGUGGAAGACAAAAGGGACUCAGAAGAUGGAAGAACUUAUUUUGUCAAGAUCCAUGCACCUUGGGAGGUACUAGUUACUUACGCCGAAGUGUUGGGAAUCAAAAUGCCUAUUAAGGAAAGUGAUAUUCCCCGACCUGAGAACAGCCCUUUACGUUAUAUGCUUGGGCCUGUGAAGCUCCCACAGGAUGUGAUGUUUCCUCGUCCUGAAUAUUUCACUGCCCAAUUCAGCAGACAUCGGCAGGAGCUCUUCCUCAUUGAAGAUGAAGCAACCUUCUUUCCAUCCUCAUCAAGAAACAGAAUUGUAUAUUAUAUUCUCUCACGGUGUCCUUUUGGCAUAGAAGAUGGGAAGAAAAGGUUUGGGAUUGAAAGACUGCUGACUUCCAACACUUAUUCAUCUGCCUACCCUCUCCAUGAUGGCCAAUAUUGGAAGCCAGCAGAACCUCCCAAUACUGUCAAUGAAAGGUAUAGCCUUUAUCAAAAUUGGGCACGGUUUUCCUAUUUUUACAAGGAGCAGCCUUUAGAUUUGAUUAAGGACUAUUUUGGAGAAAAAAUUGGUAUCUAUUUUGUUUUUCUUGGAUAUUAUACUGAAAUGCUCCUAAUUGCAGCUGUAGUUGGCUUAGCCUGUCUUAUUUAUGGGAUAUUAUCAAUGGAUGCUAAUGAAAGCAGUACUGAAAUCUGUGACCCUGAAAUUGGAGGUCAGAUGAUCAUGUGCCCACUUUGUGAUCAAGUAUGUGAUUAUUGGAGACUAAAUAGUACCUGCUUGACUUCAAAGUUGUCCCAUUUAUUUGAUAAUGAAUCUACCGUAUUCUUUGCAAUAUUCAUGGGAAUUUGGGUCACACUGUUUUUGGAGUUUUGGAAACAACGACAGGCCAGACUGGAAUAUGAGUGGGACUUAGUGGACUUUGAAGAGGAGCAGCAGCAGCUUCAGCUGAGACCUGAAUUUGAAGCUAUGUGUAAACACAGGAAAAUGAACCCAGUGACAAAGGAGAUGGAACCUUACAUGCCUCUGUGGAAUCGUAUUCCGUGGUACUUUUUAUCAGGAGCCACAGUGACAUUUUGGAUGGCUCUUGUUGUCAGCAGCAUGGUCGCUGUGCUUGUAUACCGCCUGUCCGUCUUUGCUACAUUUGCUAGCUUCAUGGAAAGUGAAGCAUCCUUUCAGCACGUCAAAGUUUACUUUACUCCUCAGAUAGCCACAUCACUUUCAGGAUCAUGCUUGAACUUUAUGGUCAUCUUGAUGUUGAAUUUCUUUUAUGAAAAGAUAUCUGCCUGGAUUACAAAAAUGGAAAUUCCUCGAACUUACCAGGAGUAUGAGAGUAGUCUUACUUUGAAAAUGUUCCUGUUUCAGUUUGUAAAUUAUUACUCAUCCUGCUUCUACGUAGCUUUCUUUAAAGGGAAGUUUGUGGGCUAUCCUGGAAAAUACACAUAUUUGUUUAAUGUGUGGAGAAGUGAAGAGUGUGAUCCUGGAGGCUGUCUAAUAGAGUUGACAACCCAGCUGACCAUCAUAAUGACUGGGAAACAGAUUUUUGGAAACAUUAAAGAAGCCAUUUAUCCCUUGGUUUUUAAUUGGUGGAGACGCCGGAAAGCUCGGACCAACUCUGAGAAAUUGUACAGUCGCUGGGAACAGGAUCAUGACCUUGAAACUUUUGGACAACUUGGGUUAUUCUAUGAGUACUUAGAAACAGUUAUCCAGUUUGGAUUUGUCACACUAUUUGUGGCUUCUUUUCCUUUGGCUCCUCUUCUUGCCCUUCUGAAUAACAUCAUAGAGAUCCGAGUGGAUGCCUGGAAACUUACUACUCAGUAUAGGAGACCUGUAGCUGCCAAAGCUCAUAGCAUAGGUGUUUGGCAAGAUAUUCUUUAUGGGAUGGCCGUUGUUUCUGUUGCAACUAAUGCUUUUAUUGUUGCAUUUACAUCAGACAUCAUCCCCCGUUUGGUGUACUACUACGCCUACUCAACCAAUGCCACACAUCCUUUCAAAGGAUAUGUCAAUAACAGUCUGUCGGUAUUCCUGAUAGCUGAUUUUCCAAACCACACUGCACCUUCAGAAAAACGAGACUACACCACUUGCAGGUACAGAGAUUAUAGACAUCCUCCUGAAGAUGAUGAGAAUAAAUACCUUCAUAAUAUGCAAUUCUGGCAUGUCCUUGCUGCUAAAAUGACCUUCAUUAUAGUUAUGGAACACAUUGUGUUCUUGGUUAAAUUUUUGUUGGCCUGGAUGAUCCCUGAUGUUCCAAAAGAUGUUGAGGAGAGACUCAAAAGAGAAAAGUUAAUGACUGUCAAGAUUCUCCAUGACUUCGAACUCAAGAAAUUAAAAGAGAACUUGGGAAUUAAUUCAGAAGCAUUUUCCAAGCAGGUCUUGAUGGAAGAAAGCAAAGUACAGCUGGCUAAAUCAACAAUCUAAUCAGCACAAUGAAAAAACAGCUGGUUGCCUGUCUCACUUCCCUUUUUUUCUCUGGGUUUAGGGCCAGAGGCCGAAAGCCAUGUGUCAAUUUUAUUCCUUUUUUUUUUUAACUCAAUUUUAUAUACUCUCAUAGAAGCCAACUUUGUGUUAUUGGCUGAGUACCACUUGUUCGCAUAAUCCACUGGGCCCUCCCCAGAUACUGUUUUCUGGGAUCCUAUAAAUGAUUGUUGAAAGCACAUGUGGAAUCAGCUUAUGGGAAAUCAUGGAGUGUUGCAGUUCAGAAUGAAACACUGGACUGGGGCUGUCCCUUCUCUUUGCUGUGCAUCUGCACAUUUUUAUGGUCUUUUGGGUUGCUUAUAUCUCCUCCCCAUCAAGAAAAAUGUUACAAAAAGAAACGGAGCAAAGAGGCCUCCUGAGUCACAUAAAUCCUGCCAUUUUAAAAUCUGCAAAUGAAACACCAAAAUCAGAUGACAUAAUAAACCUCACAUAUUAAAGAAUAUUGGUUAUAUAUCAUAGCAGGUGUUUAUUCCUGAAAUUGUCCAAUACAAAUUAAACUCCGUCAAACUCCCAGGUAGUUCUUCCAGGCAAAUGCAGAAUUCAUUUUCUUCUAAAGACUGAAUGUUUCAACAAGAGACUAACAAGUUUCUUAAUGAUAACACUUUGGUAACUAUAAUUUCUAGAUUAUCUUAUCUGGGAAACCACAUUACAAAGUUGUUAGGUCUUCAAAUGAAUGAAAGGUAUUGAAGAAAAGUACAUGUGUUUUCUUAGCAGUUAAAGAAUGCAAGGCAAUGCAUAUUGAUUUAUUCAUUUCAAUCUAGAAAAUUGUUAAAAGUUUUUAAAAUUACUUUUUUUCUGGAAUGCCUAUUUUGCAUCAUGAAGUCUUUUUGAGCAUAAGCUAUUUAUAUAAGCUAGGUAAAGUUAUUUAUGAAAUGUAAUCUAUUUGCUUAAAGGAAUUUUUACUCUUAAUAAGUUUACAGUCUUUUCAUAUUGAUGUAUCAUCAUAAACAAUGCUCAGUGCCUUGUUACUAUCCUUUGACACAUGAGAGAUCAUACUGUUGGCUGUUGAUUUGACAUGAUGUAAUAUAUCAAAUGUAGAGAAAUAACAAAAAGUUUAACACCAAGGAAAAUUCAACCAAGUAAGAAUAAGGUAAACUUGAUAGUUAAAUGAACAAUAUUUGUUAAAUUAUUCCGCUCAAAUUUAGGCCUGUGUAUGUGCAAAACAAUUUUAGUUCUCAUUCCAUUUAACAAAAUAUUGUGUGUGUUUGUUACCACUAGAAACAGAGAGAUGCAGUCCACUUAUACACCAUAUGAAUCUCUAGUUUCAAAUUAUAAUUCAGUUCCAAAGGAACAGUGUUUAUCACACACCAAGAAACUUUAUCACAGGAUUUUUUAAAGUAGUAUUUAUUAAUCUAAUAUUAACAAAUUUUAUAGCAUUGCCAAUAUUAAAUAUAUGACAGAUGGACAAAAUUAACUACUGAUUAAUAUUAAGCAUUUAGACCUGGGGAUUAUGGAAUUUAUAAAACUAUAAGACAGUUACCCCAGUAUUGGGAGAACUAAUUUGUCAUCCACUGGGUAUAUUUCAUGAACAUUUUUGGGUAAUUUGAAAUGCACUCAUAAUUUAAAGAUGAUUUUUAUAUGUAGAGGAGACAUAUUUCUUGCUUGAGAAAAUCAGUCAAGGUUACCAUGAAAUAAGCCCCAGACACAAUAUUAUUAUUACCUUGUCAAAUCAAACUAUAUUAUUACAAUGUACAUUGCUUCCUUCCUGGGUGCUGAUGAAAAUAAGGAAGAGCAUAGACUUUAGUUUCUUGGAUAUACACUUUAAUUUUUAUUGCUUAAAGUAUUUAGAAGAGCUAGUUAGUAAGAUAAAGAUAAAUUUAACUCACAAAAUUAUCUGUCCACUACAGCUUUAAAACAAACUAACCCAAGUGUUGGGUUAAGAGUAUAUAUGGAGAAACCAGCAAAAAAAGAAAUUGUUUUAAGAUAAUUAAUUCUUAUGAUUGAUGGAUAUUUUCCUUUUAAAAUAUAUUGAUAAAUGCUUUGUAUUCACCUUGUGAUUUACUGAGAAGUUUCUUCUUGUUUUACAGAUUUUAAAAUGAACUAUUGGUAUCACUUUUCCUGAUAGUUUGCUAACUAAAAUCAGAAGCCAAAUGUAUUCAAAUAUAUUUGUUUCAUUUAACCAAAUCCAUUGGUUUUUAUUGGAGGGCUGAAUUAAGAGCACCUGAACACCAAAUAUAACUUCAUAUUUAUCAGCAUGGGAGUUAUUUUUGUCCCUUAAUCAAGCUGAUACUCAUUUUUUUCUUUUCAGAAAUGUUCCAGGGAACAUUUGAGAUCUUAUGUGAAAUAAAAUGUUUAAGUGUUGAAGACAAAAAAAAAAAACAUAACUUUUCAAAUGUUCUCUCUCAUUCUUGCUUUCAUCAAUUUUUGUUUGCGUACAAGAAGUAGAAUCCUUUAAAACGUUUAUUUUAGAUGAAUCCAUCAAAAAGGAAGGGUCCUAAUUAAAUGCUCUCUUAAUUUUGCUGCAUCUCAUGAAUCCUCAUGGCUUUAAUGGUCUUAUUUUGUCCAAACUAUUAAGCAAGUUCUCAAAGAGAAGAUGUAGAAAAAGAAGCUGAGGAAAGGAGGAAGAA